Messenger RNA from Paramisgurnus dabryanus, 2464 nucleotides. RefSeq lists its product as uncharacterized. The record is from RefSeq and is a predicted model, not a curated record. NCBI's taxonomy places the organism in Eukaryota, Metazoa, Chordata, Actinopteri, Cypriniformes, Cobitidae.
UCAGAUGGACUAAACCUGAUGCACAGCGUGAAGUUCGCCGCUGCGAUCGAGUAGCAGGAGUGUACGGGAUGUUUCAUUUGUGAAGUUUAUGUCCGCUAUUUUUCUUUCUUUGGGGAUUUCUGUCAGUAUUGCCUAAGUCAAGACAUUGGGCAAUAUGAAAAUAUUACCAGUCAUAUUAUGCGAACAGGAUAUAUGCAAUUUCCCUUAGAUGCGAAUCAAUGCAAAAACAUCUCCGUUUGAGGAACUUCAUGCACUACAGCUCGAUCAUCUCGAAGAAGUCAAGCCGGACGAUGCGCGAUUUGAGAUAGAUAAAGGCUUUAAACUUGCACUAUGCCUUCCUUACACCAUGGCGCUAUUUUUAUCGGCGUGUUUCUUAUAGUUACCGGUGGCUCCACCGCUUUUCUAACUAACAAUCAAAGUAGGCUGCAGGCGUUCAGUAUGUGCUGCGUGGUGCUCGGGGCGGUGAUGCUGAUAUUGGGACUCUUCUGGGCUAUGAAUGGAAAGAGAAACCCAGUACCUUACAAUGAAGAGUACAGCCACGACUACAGCCAAGUCCUGUUUACUCCACCACCUGGAAACCGCUUCCCUGAAUCUCAGUCUGUUUUUCUGCACGGGCCUUUGCAGAGGCGAGGAGUGUACGGUGAGGAUUUGGACUAUCCCCCAAUGGAGCCAACGUGCUUCAGCCCGACCAGUCGGGGUCGCCCACCACAUUGGGACAUGGAACCACCUCCACCUUAUGAGGUUGCCAUCAAAACCACCACAAGCUCCACGCAUCUGAGGCGCAGCCUCUCGGACUCACACCUGCUGACUGAACCGCUCUUCGGACGCUCACGGGAGAUCAGUUUUGAGGUUUAAUGUUAAGAAGCUGGGGAGCUCAUUUUUGUUAAACUCACCAAACAAAAACAGAUGAUCCACAGGUUUUCAAGCAGGCGUUCUGAUCUUAAACCUGUGUUUACAGACUGAAUGUAGGAUUUUUGUCAAAUUAAAUGCAUAUAAAACUGGUAUGGUCGCACUUUGGAAACAAGCGAUCAAUUUCUUCUCAUUUGAAAGCAACAGCAUUCUGGAAUGAUUUAGGGGAAUUUAAAUGGUUAACCAUGCAGUUUAAGAGUGUUCGAAUGACAGUGGUUAGAUACAAUAGCCAGGAUACUCUGGCAACCACCUUUAGGGGAGACCUUGGAUGGUUGUAACAUUUUUGACAUUUCUGUGUGUAUUUUGAUGUUCUGGUAACUCAGAACUUUAAACCAGUUACAAGUGUUUGCUAUUAAAUGAUCUAGCUGUUAUCUUUGCAGAACAAAUAGGCUAAAAAAUGCUAGUUUCAAAAAAGAGGAGUACAUUUAUGCAUUUGGCAAAUGCUUUUAUCCAAAGUGACUUACAGUUUAUUACAAGGUAUACAUUUUUAUUAGUAUGAACUGUAUGUUUUCUGGGUUCGAACCCAUGACCUUUUGCACUAGGCUACUAACGCAAUGCUUUACCACUGACUUAUACAGGAUUAAAACGUUAAAAUUCACGGCAGGGACCUUUUAGUUGUAACAUUAAAAUAUUCACCAGGGUGAUAUGUAACAAUGAUUAUGAAAUAAGGAUUAUGACAAAAAUAGAUUUCAUUUUACACUGACUUUAACAUAAGUAGUGUGUGCGGAUGAAUAAUUGAAAAAUAAUAAUAAUAAUAAAAUGGGCAAAGCCUACUUUGUUACUGCGAUAGUAAUUUUGGCCACAAUUAUUGCAUGUUUCAUUGAUUUUACAACUGACCCAGUGUCUUGUAGCCAUGAGCUCACCUUACAGCUAACAGGCAAAACAUUAGCGCUAACAACUUGCAUGAAAAAUAUCUACACAGACACACAACCAAAAAUAUUUAGCUUUAAUGAAUUUGACUACAAAGCAGGUAUUGCCAUAACAAAAAUAAGUUACUUUUCUACCUCAAAAUUAGUUUUUCCCAUCUAAAAUGUGUCUGCCACAGGACUUUCCUAUGUGUGAAUUUGAAAUAAGGACUAAACAUAUGUGAAGUGCAUGUGGUGAUUUGUAAAUUGCUCCUGAUAAAUAGGACAAAUUGGAAGUGUUGCAACUGACCCAUGUUACAACCAUCCCCGGUCUCCCCUAUUUAUUACUAAAACUGUCAUGUGCAUGGUAUUUACACCCUUCUGUUACUGUAUAGAUUCAAAAUGGGUUAGAUCAGUGACAUUGAAAAGUGUUUUUGUUGUAUUUAUUUAUUUUCGAGACUCUCAGGGUGAACCAAUAUGUUUACUAUAUUGAAUAUUUUUACUGCACAUAAGCACAUGAUCAUUACAGACCCUGGUUACUUCAGAGAUGAUACCAUAGAGAUUAAUAAGGCAAAUAUUGUGGUGCACAAUAAUGGGAACCCAUUUCUGCUGAGAAAACCACACAGCUUUAGUGCAUUAUUGUGUUUAAUGGGGAUCUAAUGUUCUGCUGAUAUAGUUUGGAACGCUAUUAAAACAUGACAUUCACAGAC